GGUAGGCGGGGCGGAGGGCGGGAGGCAGGAAGUGGAUUGUCGUCACCCGGAAGAGGAGUCCUUCCCUGGCGGUAGUGUUGAUGUUUUUUUUUAGCUGCUGCUGCUUCUGCGGCUAAGGGAAACGUCGGGGAAGGAUGGUGUGCGAAAAGUGUGAGAAGAAACUUGGUACCGUUAUCACUCCAGAUACAUGGAAAGACGGUGCAAGGAAUACCACAGAAAGCGGUGGAAGAAAACUGAAUGAAAAUAAAGCUUUGACUUCCAAAAAAGCAAGAUUUGAUCCAUAUGGAAAGAAUAAGUUCUCCACUUGCAGAAUUUGUAAAAGUUCUGUGCACCAACCAGGUUCUCAUUACUGCCAGGGCUGUGCCUACAAAAAGGGUAUAUGUGCCAUGUGUGGAAAAAAGGUUUUGGAUACCAAAAACUACAAGCAAACCUCUGUCUAGUUGUAUGGAUGAAGUUUCUGACUUUCUGUAUGAUUUACUUUCUGCUUUGAACUUUUCAAGAAUAACAGAUGUUAAAGUUAUAAAAUAACAUACUUUAAGACAGUUAAGUUUAAACCAAGGAAGUUGAUUGAUAUUUAUUCUUUUUUGCUCUCAUCAAGUUCUGAAUCAUAUAUAACCAGUAGAACUAGUCUUUUGCUUUAACUUGUUAUUUUCCUUAGAAGCAUUUUAUAGGCUGAAAGACAUGGCAAAUUUAAUGAAAAAAUUUUUUCUCAGUUCUGUGUAUGCUUUUUAAUUAAUAUUACUCAUGUAAUUCUUAUCCCCUACCUCUAUUUAAAGAUAGUACAGAAGUGAGGUUAUUGAUACUUUACUCAGAACCUGGCAUCCAGAUUUCAAUUCUCCCUUAUUCCCUUGUUGAUUAUGUUGUUCUUAGAAUCACCUCUUCACUAUUACUUGCAGUUUCCAGGGUAUUUAAAUAUCUGAGGCUCUUUUUCUUUAUGGUUCUUUAGUAAUUAGCCCAAAUUAAACACAUGUUGUAUUUGUAUUUUAUGAUUUUUAAAUUUGUUCUUGAAGCUGAAGUGCAAAUACUUUUCUUACUGCUAUUCACAAUAAGAACACAAGGGACACCCCACAUAUCCACAUAUGUCCAAAUGAAUACACUGGACUUCAAAAAAAAACACUAUACACAUUACCUUAAAUUCAAACUGUCGUGAAAAUCAGAGAAACAGUGUUCAUCUGUGAUGCAUUGUCCCUCUUUGAAGCAAAAACUGAGCUUUUUUAUUUACCCCCUCCUGUCCCUUUCUCUAUCCCAAAAGAAAUAAAUAGAACAAAAGCAAACAUUUUGACUCAUUUAUAAAACAUAUAUAUAUAUAUAUAUAUAUACACACACACACACACACACAUAUAUAUGUCUCUGCUAAGAGGGUUCAAACAAAAAUUUUGCUUAUGUUUUGUUUAUGCUUAUGCUGCUUUCAGAGACUCAGGACUUCUGCUUUUGAAAUCUGCAGCCUACUAGGGAAGACCAAAUAUGUACCUAUAUUGUCAAGUACAGUAUGUAUAAAUACGUAUCACUAUAAAAUGUGUAGAAUAGAUACAUGAUAUAUUGUGUUUUAUAUUCAUUUAAAAAUUACUAUGGAAAGUAGUGUUUUACCUAUUUUAUUUGUAACAUUUUGUUAAGUGUUUUUCUAAGAUAUGUUGUUAUUCAAGAAAGAUCGCAGAGAUAAUGCAAAAUAUAAGAAAUAGAAAUAGUCCUGAGGUUAGGAAGUACCUUCUCAGGCUUUAAUGAAAUUGGGACUUUUUAAUUAAAAUCAGUAGCUCUUGUUAGAGCAUGGCCCAGAUUCAUUAAUAGUUGGUUGGUACAACUUUUGGUACUACAUUUCUUAGGUAUCAAACUCAUAUUUCAUGUUCAUACCUUGGAUAGCCUCCUUCCAGAAAUGAUCCUGUGUCCAGACUCAAGUUCUGCUAUAAAGUUUUUGUUAGUAUUCAAUCACAGAACAGAAUAUGCAGAAUAUCUUCAAAGUUUAUUGGUUAUUAAGGUUAUUGUUGAAAUACUAAUAUGCCUGCCAUAAAUUGAAGUUAAUAGAUAAGAAGGAAAGUCUUAAAACAUGAAUAUAAUUAUUUAAAAAAAAAGGCAUAAAAACAGAAACCGUAAUUUUAGGAUGACAAAAUUAAGGCCAAAUACAGAUUUUGUCAAAGUAAACAUAAAAGUGAUGAAAGGACAUAUGUUUCAAAAAUCAGACUAUAUUUAUAUAUGAAACUAAUAUUAGUAGAAUACAUUGUGUAUAUUCAUUUGUUAGGAUAUGUAGCUAUCAAAAUGAUAUAAGUAUGAAAUAUAUGUGCAAAAGUUUAAACAUACAGAAAACAUCUGAAAGCUACUAGAACUGUUUUUUUCCCUGGGGAUUGGAACUGAAAAUUGAAAAAAGAGACUUAACCCUUACAGCUUUAGUGCCAACAACCUAAUAUUUCUUAACUCCUGCUUCCCUACCCUGGGGAAAUAGAUGAAUAUCUUUUGUACCCUAGAAAUACAUGUGUCUGCAAAUAUAUCUAUAAAUGUGUUUUGAGGAUUUAAGUAGAAGUAUACAUUGUUGUAUGCUGUCCUUUUUUAAUGUUUCUCAUUUGCUUUACCAUUUUCUAUCUCUUAUAAUAUAUUUUUUCCUUGAUAUACCUUUUAUCCCUUCAUUAAAAUGUAGUCAGGAGAUAAGCAUAAUAAGCAUUAUCAAAUUCAAAAACUUAUAUUGAUGUGGCUACUUUAAUCUGUAUUCCCUAUUUCAGUUUCUUUUCCCCUCUUUUUAUUAUUUUUGAAGUAAUACUGGAUUAUAACAUUAUAUAGUGUUCAUCAUUAUAAAUCACCUCUCUGUAUAUAUAAUACAUUAUAUUCACCACUCCUGCUCUAAUUUCAUCAGUUCCAUUGAUAAUUUUUUCAGCUACAGGAUCUAAUGUAUGACUCUUUAAUUAGGAAAAGUCCUUUAAUCUUUGUCAUUUAUAAUAGUAGUAUAUCUGAACAAUACAGGGAUACAGGCAUUCUACAGUUAAAAUAUAGAAUACCCCUAACUCAGGGUUGUUCAAGUGUGUCCUUGUAGUUAAAUUGGAGCUUAAAUACUGUGAGUGAUGUGUCCUUCCAUUGUCACAUCCAGACUCACGAAAUGUCCCUUUGCCCACUUGUAGGAGUGGUAAUUUUAACCACUUGGAUUAAGAUGUCAUCCAGUUUUUCCGCUGUAAAGUGACCAUUUUUUCUUUCGCUAUUAGUGGAUAAUUUGUGAGGAGGAACUUUGAGUACAUGUUGAUCUUGUAUUCCUCAUCAAACCUGCCCCUCCUAGAUUUAGCAUCAUUUGAUGAUUAUUGUCUGAAUAAAUUUUCACUAAGCUAUUUAUAAAUU
Messenger RNA from Condylura cristata (star-nosed mole), 3312 nucleotides. It is a transcript of the gene CRIPT, whose product is annotated as cysteine-rich PDZ-binding protein. Lineage: Eukaryota; Metazoa; Chordata; Mammalia; Eulipotyphla; Talpidae. Gene Ontology annotation, cellular component: dendrite. The transcript is spliced from 5 exons. Gene Ontology annotation, biological process: cytoplasmic microtubule organization. Gene Ontology annotation, molecular function: PDZ domain binding; microtubule binding. The record is from RefSeq and is a predicted model, not a curated record. The coding region runs from base 135 to 440 and encodes 101 amino acids.